This is a messenger RNA of Cicer arietinum (chickpea), 1391 nucleotides long. RefSeq lists its product as uncharacterized. Lineage: Eukaryota; Viridiplantae; Streptophyta; Magnoliopsida; Fabales; Fabaceae. The record is from RefSeq and is a predicted model, not a curated record.
AAGUUUGGCAUGACGCUUGUCAAUUUCAAAUUUUUAAAACAUACUGGGAAAAAUAUUUGUGAUGACCCAUUUGUGUUUGCAUCACAAGCUAAAAAGGUGUUUUAUAUAUAUGAUGAGAGAAACAAGGAUUGGCUUGUUGUUCUCAAUGCAAAAGUUAGAGAUAUCUAUGAUAUGGGUGAUGAGGAAUCUAAUGAAAUUGAAGAAAUUCAUGGGCAACUAAUGGGCGAUACAAGUGAAGCUACUCAAAAUGUUAAUGAUUUGGUUAGGCUUCAAGUUGAAGACGAUAAUGAUUUUUUUGAAGUUGUUGAUGUUGAUAAUAUGGAUGAUGAUGAAGAUAAUGAAGAUGAUGAGGAAGACGAAUGAAAGAAGCAAUGGCUCGAAGAAGAAAGUUAAAUAUUCGACAUCGAGCAAGUGAUAAUGAAGGAAUUCAGUCUACUUCUAAUAAUACAAACUCAACCAAUGUAGAAGGAAGUAAUGUUGCAGAAACUCGUUCUAGUCCUUGUCAUGCAGAAGGUGUCAUACGUGAGUCUGUAGAAUCUCACUCAAUUCCCUCUGAUAUAGAAGUUGAAGAAGAACAAAUUGAAAAAGAAGUAGAGCCUAAACGGGCUAGAGGUCCUACAAAAAUGUUAGAUGUAUGGGAAAUGGAACAUGGUGAUUUAAUAAUCGUUAAUUUGGACAAAUAUGGUCGACCCAUUGGUGAGGAAGGGACAACUCUAACUCGUUUCAUUGGUAGCGUAGCUAGAAGGUAUCAAUAUGCUCCUAUCAACUACAAGUCAUGGAAAGUUAUGCCAAAUGAUUACAAAGAAGAAAUGUUGAAAUUAAUAGAGAGUAAAUUUGAGUUUGUUCCUCCAAUAAAUGACUUAACAAGAGAAAUGUUAAAAUCUGAGCUGAAUGAGAAAUGGAGGCAAUGGAAGGGUGAUCUAAAGUCAAUGGCAUAUGACCCUACUAAAACAGAAGAAGAAGUUGCAUCUCUUGUACCAGAUGAUAGGGUUGACCUAUUUGAUUCUUCCUCAACAUCUAGUGGAAGAACCCCUUCUCCUCAACCUCCUUCCUCUCCUGCCAAAAGGGUCUCUAUACCUACUCAUAAGGUAUUAGCAAAGGAUAAAGGGAAGGCAAUUGCAAUUGAUCAAGGAACGACAAAAAAGAGGAAGGUUCCUCAAUCUGAAAAACUAAUGGGGGAUGCCAUGAAGGGGACAACCCAGAAAAAGAAGGAAACUAUAUCUUCCCCCCAACCAAAUAAGAUUCAACCUCCCAAAAGCAAACCUGUUGAAGACGUUGUUCUUCCUCCUGUUUUCUUAAAUAGGAAAAUCCAUGAGAAAUCUAUCCAAGGCUCAUUAGAGCUUUCUACUCCAACUUCACACUCACAACUUUUGGAAUUGAGUCUGAAGUAA